Messenger RNA from Homarus americanus (American lobster), 3273 nucleotides. RefSeq lists its product as uncharacterized. The record is from RefSeq and is a predicted model, not a curated record. The transcript is spliced from 5 exons. The coding region runs from base 161 to 787 and encodes 208 amino acids. NCBI's taxonomy places the organism in Eukaryota, Metazoa, Arthropoda, Malacostraca, Decapoda, Nephropidae.
CAGACUUCUCAUCCAUCACCGUAUAAGACAUAUGAAUGUCUCAAGUUCUGAAGAUGAAUCACCCGAUUAUGGGGAUUAAAAUUUUUAUUAUUAUAUUAGUGAAACUUAAAUGUGAAAUACACCAUCAGGUACUCAGGCGGGGCUUCGUUGGUGUUUCAAGAUGGCAGUGAUGAUAGCAUGUUGCUGUUGCUUCUCCACCAAGACGGGCUCCAUCGCUGUGGGCGUCAUCUGCCUCGCGGUGGCCUUCUGUGCGUCUGUGGGGUUCUGCUUCGCGCUGCUGAACGCUGAAGACGUCAACAACAGACUCGCCUCUAUGUACCACAGCUAUGAGGUCGCCCUUGAUGCUAACAUGACCGAACCAAGACUCCAACUGGUCGAAUCCCUCAUCGGGGUUCAGGCCAUCAUUGAUAACAUGAAGACAGUAUUCAUCGUUGGUUUAGUCUUCUAUGCUAUCUACACUUUCGCUUCUCUCUUCCUGACCUACGGCUCCUGCACGAGUCUACGCUCCUUGCUGCUGCCAUGGAUUGUAUUGGAGAUGGUGCCAUUUGCCCUUCAAGUUGCCGGUAUAGUCAUUCUUUUUGUGUAUGGAAAAGAUGACCCAACACUGUCCCGGGGCGGCGUCUACAUAAUAGCAGGACUCAUCAAUAUUAUCUGCUUCGUGAUCCAUGUGUACUGGUGGAUGUGUCCAGUGGCCCACUACCAAAGCCUGAAGGAGGAAGAGACAGUGGUGGAGGCCCUGGUGCCACCCUCACACCCCAUGUAUCCUGCUGUGCUUUUGAAGUACUGAGCCACCCACAGUUCCUCUGCAACCCCCAUUUUGAUUCUCUUGUACUGUACCUUAUUACCCAUUAAGUCCCCAUAUUUGUAUCACUAAACUGGCCUCAAUCAUCAACAAGAGGCCACAUUUGUACCAAAUAAGAAGUCACAUGUGCACUGUCAGUCUAGUCAUAAAUAUUAAGAAGAUGCCACUUCUGAAACAUCAUUUUUAACAUAAUCAAGAAGCUAUUUCUGUAUGAUAUAUCUCACUACAAACAAGAGGUUACAUUUGCAGCAUCAUUCUGCACACCAACAUAGGACUUUAUUGCAGAUGUCAAUUUAUAUAUUAUUUUUUUUACUGCAUUCAAGCAAAGGAUAGGCCAUAGGUUGGAUGGACACACCAGUGAGCACAAUUCCCUAAUACAGUACUCAACAAAUUCAUCUUAGGGCAUAAUUCCCUUUUUGAUCCUAAUAAAUGUUAUAUCAUCCAAAAAUUGAUUUUUAAAUGCCGUUUCAUAUACUGUACUCUUAAACUUUUCAUAAUUUCUUGAAACUGGGUAAUUCUAAUUUUUUUUUUUAUUAGUUGGAAGAAUCAAGGACAGACUCUCACAUCAUUUGCUGCAACUCAUUCCCCAACUGGUACUAAAACAUAUGUGCUGUUAAGGUGUUCUCUUCCACAUACUGUAGCCUCAAAAUUUUCAUCUGCUUUACACAACUCGGCCUACACCCAUCAACAGCACAACCAUCACCCAGACGUUAAUGAUACAGGCAAAGAACUGAGCACCACACAACUCCACUAAAUAAAAAUGAAUAUUGUAUUAUUUCUCUUAGACAAUAAUGUAUCUCAGCAACUCUAAUUAUUUGUAUAAAAAUAUAUGACUGCAGGAGCACUUGGGACUGUCUGGGGAUGAUGUGUGACUGUUUUAAUACUGGUGACAAAGUGUUCAAGGAAGAUAUGCAACUGUGGUAACACCAUGGAGACAAAGUUGUCCUGGAAAAAAUACUUUGGGUUGAGGCAGAUCUUGGCUUUCAUAAUUUGAACUUGGAGCAGCUUGAGAAUAUGACCUCAGAUGUUAUAGAGUCUAGAAACUUGAUAAUAUUGCACACUCUAAAGGUUUUAACUUCAUGGAUAUCAAAGUUUCUCUGAUAUUACAUGAUUCAGAAAUUAAAUGAUCCUUUAAAAUACAGGUGUACUGGAUCUUGCUAUACUACUGAAGUUUUAAAAGACAAUACAGUACUGUAGUACUGUGAGUUUCAAAACUUCUGUAGUAUUGCAAGACCCAGAAUUUUAAUUGCUAAUUAGGCUGAAAACCUUGCUGAUGUUGGAGAUAACAGAACUUUAUAAGACUUCAAAGAUUCCACAGCUUUUUUUUAUACCAAAUAGUUUAGAAUCUGUAUGAUGACCCCAAAAACUCCAAAACACUAUUGAAACCAAAGGUUUCAGAUCUUGAUUGAAAUUAAACCCUUAAAACUUUCUAGACAUCAGAGCUUUAAUGGGAUAAAAGGUCCUGAAGUUUUACUGCAAUCAUAGACUUCAAAACUCUAUUAAAAUCACAAGUUCCAGAAGCUUUAUAACAUCAUAGGCUAUAAAAAUUCUCAAAUAGAAAGUAAGAAAUUGACCAAAAGGGCCCAGACUCCCUUCACCAAUGAGACGAGAUGGUCCACAAAUGAGUAGCAGUGAACUCUUGUUAUCUUUUUGAACCAUUUCUUCAUGUUAACUUUCAUCAAAAUCAAUAGCCAUUUGUUUGAGUUAGUUCACAAGAUAACCAGACAGAUACACACAAGUCUAUUUCCAUAUCCCUGCCAGAAGUGACAGGCAAUAAUGAAAUGUUAUGAACCUUCUCUUGACUUCUAGAAUGAAAAGUAAAUUUAAAUUAUAAAAGCAAUUGGAUUUUCAGAUUCACUGAAGCUUUGGGACUCCCAAAUAAAUUGUAAAAUAAUUGUGAGAGGGCAAUUCAACAGUAAUGAAUAGUAAAAUUUUAAAGCAACUAACCUUCUCUGGGAUAUUAAAUCACUAUACAGUACAGUACUGGAGAGUUAGGAAUACUGUGCUGUGAGUUACAGACCAAGAACACAUCACUUGGAGCAUCAAGCAUAAUCAUCUACAGCCCAGAUACUUAAAGGUUAAUCUUAAGAGAUGAUUCUUUGGCCAUCAUCUUUGUUCCAGUGAGACAGUUAUAUAGGGUACAAGGUACUUGAUUAAGUGAAUAGGUUAGGUAUUGUCUUACAUAUCCAGUAAAUAACAAUUUUGAUUAAGAACACGGCAUGCAUCUUUUAAAGGCAGUAGAUACAAUAUUUACCAAAACAAUAUUUUGAAAAAAUGCACUCUUUGUUGAAUGUAAAAAUUGAUCACUGUUCAUAAAGAAAUUGUUUUACAAUUUCAUUGUGAUAAAAAUUUGCCAAAUAUACAUGUGUGAUGUUAAUGCCUUUAUUAUGUGUUUACACAAAGUUUCCGUACAUCUGUAUGAGUGUAGUACUGUACCUGAAUGUUGUCAUAAUAAAAUUACAAACUGUUAA